UCCCGCUCCCUCUCCUCGCCGUCAAUCUCCAGCCACGCCUCAUCCUCUCGGGCCUCGCGGGGCACCACCGUCGACGAGCGCUCGCUCUAGCGCCGCACGGCUUCUUCUGGAGAUGGCUGCAUGGAUGUAGAUGGGGAGCGCCAUGGAUGGGACGGAAGCAAGAGGAGGCUACACGGCCGACCUUCCAGAGGAGUGAGAGUUUGGGAGUGGAGGUCUCUGUAGCCAAUGGCUUUCAGCGGUGGAAGAAUUUGGAGCGGAGGCUGGGUGUGGAUCCUAGAGGUGGAGGAGCAAAGAGAGAACAUGAGCUCAUGUCAUUGAGAGGGAAUGGUAUGGAGCUUCAAGUGUUCAUUGGUGGGGGCCUGGGGGAGGAUGAUGUCCAUGUGCUGGAUCAACCACCGUCGCUGUCCGCGUCCGUUGUGCCAUCGCCAUCAUCCUCACAUCGUCAAUGCUUCAGUUCCUUACACCGACAGGAAUUGAGUGCCAUGUGGAUGUAUGGAAUCAGGUUUUUUCUUACUGGUUGUUCGUCUCGCACCUCAGAUGUCUGAUCGGCCUCCGAGUUUGCCUACCUGCCUUGCUCCGUUCAUGUAUCUACGGGUUAAACUAUUCUUUCUUCCUUGUCUGGUUGGUGUUCAUGGUCUGUGACUGGAUGGGGAAAAAGUCCAUGUGUGCCAUGAAGAUAAGUUGGCCUUCUCUUUUGCACCUAAGGAAGAAAUAAUUUUUUACUCUAUCCAUGUUUUUAGUAGAAUGUGUGGUUAUUCAGAACUUCAGAUUAUUUAGAGCCAACAUUUAUGCAAAUUGCUAGAAAAUUAUUAGGUUAACUUAACUUACAAAUGAUAAAGGAUAUACCAUGUGUAGUUAGUUUUGUAUGCUCACUUAUUAGCAGUUGUUUUGUACUAUAGAUGAUAGCCUGAUAGGUUGUCAACACUUCUAGCAAUGAAUGCAUGCCAAGUUCUGAAUAUGGAAAAUGAAAAUUUUGAAAUUUGAUGGUAUUAACAUUUGAAAUGCAGGUUCAGGUUUACAUACAUUUGUCCUUUAUGUUGGGCCCCAUAUUGAUCUGUUUACUAUUAAGAUUGUCCAAUGUGGUUAGUUGAUUUGAAGACUGCUCCAUAUGAUAUGGUACAGUUUAAAUAGGCGCCAUCAUGGCUCGAGAAGUUGAAUUUGGAUCACGGUGUUGCCUACACCAGAUAAUUCAGAUAUGAUCCAGGUCUUGAUUUACUUCCUUAGGUUCAGUAAGAAGCUGUUCUUUGGGGUAUCAGGACGACACUUGGCGAGCUCCCUUCUUAUUUUGUAUCACGAGCUGGUAAUUUUGCAAUGCAUUUUAUUUUUUAGAAAUAGCGAAAUACCAAUAUAUGAUUCUAUGCUUUACAAUCGUGAAGUAAUAUUCAAUCCAAUAUGCAGAUAAUAUUAGUUCUUUUCUAUUGUAGGUAAACUGACUUUCCUUGAAAACUAUUAGAUGGACUCUCCUUUUGUACUCUCAUAUCUAGAUGAGACGUUGGAACUCUGUAGUCCAUAGUUUUGGAGUAUGUAGGGGUUUGCUUGGUAGGCUUAUAUGUGAUUCUUAUAUGUGAGAACCAAUGUAGGAUAAGUCACGGAUUGCUUAAUCAAUUAAAACAUGGUUUUGGUAUGACAAAAUUAGCUUUUCGAUGUACAUUAGUUUGGUGAUGUAGAGUUUGUGUGUUAUAAUGAGCAGCUAGAAAAGAACAUUUGUGUGUUGACAACUAAAAUACAGUACCCUUUAAUAAAAGAAGUAAAAUACAGUACCACCUGCUGUAUAUUUCCACAACCUUAAGGGAGUUCAGAAACUUUCACUGUUGCAUUUGCCUGCUGGAGCUUAUUAGCCUUGUAGGCUGUUCCAUAUGACCCUUUGCCGAUCACAAGAUCUCUUAGCUAGGAUCUAGAUAAUGUAAAAAUACAAAUCGUUUACUUUUUUAGCUUCCAAGUUCAUAGAUUGUAUCUUUUCUACUGAGCAUCUUUCUACAUUUAUCUAAUUCAAGGCUUCAGUUAUACGGAGUACCUUGUUUCUUUCUGCACUAACAUCACAUAGCAAUUUGUUUGCUAACAUGUUCAAUGCAUCGAUCUGGUUUGGUUAACCUUUGCACACACAGUUUUUCUUUUUCUCUUGACAUCUUUGCGAUUUGGUACCACUGUUCUGCUUAUUGUCCGUUGAUGUUUCACUUGUAGAGAAACACACUGCUAGCAUCUCGAGAUGUGUACUGAUCUGUUUUGCUUAACUUUUGUAUAGUUGGUUGCUUUGUCUCAUGAUAUCUCUGUGAUUUUUUAAUCAUCACAUCCUUUUCGUUAUCCACUUAAGUGAAAAUGAUUGCUAGCAUCUUUAUAAGCUGCAAUAUGUGCAAAGUACAUUAGGUAUGUUAGUCUAAGAAAUCUCUCCAUUAUGACGGCUUGUCUUACUGCAACCUUAACACUUCAUAUCAUUUUUGUUUUUUCACUUCAGCCAAGGCUUUCGAGAUCCUAAACAUUGCAGGUACGGUUUCUUCUUUCCAGUAUUUCGUUUCACAGUGCAUCUUUCAUGUACAACAGAUGGGCAGAAAAUUUCCGGAUCAGGGGUGGUAGUUAGUAUGACACUAAAACAUGAUCUAUGGCAUUCUGGACAGGAUACAUAGAUUUUCAGUUAGCAUUGCCACUCAAGUGAGCUUAUUGAUAAAAAUCCAUGGCCCAUUUUUCCAUGGUAAACAUAAAGAUAAAAGAGCUACAAGUACUCACCUGUCAAAUACACUAUGAAAGCUUGCACUAUUACUUAAUGCGAUAGCCAGUGCAGAAACUUCCCUUGAUUGAUUGGAUUGUUCAGUGUCUCAAAGGAUUUCAAAAUUAUCACAAAACCUUCAAGUUUUUCUAUUAAAUCUAGCUAACUAUCCAAUCAUUCUAGGUACAAUCUUAAAAGGAGACAUCAACGAUUGAUUAAGUUGUCCCUUGAUUAUUUGACAGUGAACAUCACUACGUUUUUCAGUUGUAAGGUACACAAAAAUCCAUUUUAAUGCUGGUACUAUAUCCUUGCAUGCCGAGGGAGCAGAGGACCACAAGAGGAAUUAAAAAGGCAAAAUGGAAGUGCAGUUGGCAAGUUACAUCUUUGUUUUGUUAUAUGUAUCGACGAGUCUUAACGUGUCUCUUAUCAUACAGUAUAUUGGCCACAUCUUGUAAAGAUGCACAGGAGCAGUGUGGAUUUUUUGUAUUACACUUUAUACAUUUUUUCUCUGAACAUCUGUCGUCAACCUCUGUGCCUCACAUCUGGGUAGGCUCAUGUGGUACCAGAACAAUAUGAUGUCUCC
This is a messenger RNA of Lolium rigidum, 3284 nucleotides long. RefSeq lists its product as uncharacterized. The transcript is spliced from 4 exons. NCBI's taxonomy places the organism in Eukaryota, Viridiplantae, Streptophyta, Magnoliopsida, Poales, Poaceae. The record is from RefSeq and is a predicted model, not a curated record. The coding region runs from base 147 to 545 and encodes 132 amino acids.